Conger conger (European conger) is the source of this 2917-nucleotide messenger RNA. Its product is annotated as kit ligand-like. Gene Ontology annotation, biological process: cell adhesion; positive regulation of cell population proliferation. The record is from RefSeq and is a predicted model, not a curated record. Bases 185 to 991 code for a protein of 268 amino acids. Gene Ontology annotation, cellular component: plasma membrane. Gene Ontology annotation, molecular function: cytokine activity; stem cell factor receptor binding. NCBI's taxonomy places the organism in Eukaryota, Metazoa, Chordata, Actinopteri, Anguilliformes, Congridae. The transcript has 10 exons.
UUACCGACAGCCGUCGUCCGCGCUCACGGUCUACGUGUCUGCUGAUCUGGAUAUUUUUCUGCUUGGAAUCAGUUGCCGAGAACGUUGGACAUGUGCACGUGGAACUAUGAGAACUCCUUUCCUUCCAACCGAAGUAAGAUCAAAUAGGAUUUUGUGCACAUUGGAUUAACCCCUCUCUUUCCUUAUGAAGAAGUCAAAAAUCUGGAUAAGAGCUUGUGUCUGCAUUUUACUCUGCGCCACCUUCGCUGCGUGUUCACGAGGAACUGGAAGUCAAAGAAUCGACGAUGACGACAGAAUCUCCUUGCUGAAACAGAAUAUACCAAAAGACUACAAGAUCCCCGUACGUUUCAUUCCCAAAGACAUGAGCGGGAUGUGCUGGAUCGAGCUGAACACCUUUCACCUGGAGGAGAGCCUGAAGGCCCUGGCGGACAUGUUUGGAAACGUUUCCUCCAACAGAAACAACAUCAGCGUCUUCGUCCAGAUGCUCCAAGACGUGCGUUAUCGCAUCGGCACUAAUAUGGAGGCCAUGAUGCAGGACUUUGAGUGCCACUACAUCAGAGAAGAGUGGCAGACGGAGCACUUCUUCAACUUCGUCAGAGACUUUUUAAGCGCCGCCAGCUUUAAAACGAAAAGCGCAGAGUGCGACUCGCCCCCCUGUGCCACGGCCGGGGCCACGCGCCGCUCCACGGAAGGACCUCUCACCACCACCCCAGCCAAAGCAGCCGAGUGUGUGCCUGCACCAGACUGCCAGACAAGAGUGGAACAACAGUACCUUCCGGAAGAAGCUCAGAAAGGCCUGCUGUCGCUGUUUCUCGUUUCGGUCGCUGCAAAUAUCUGUUUGCUAAUUUGGAUGGUGAGAGGACGAAGACGGCGUUCCCGGGAGAGAAACGCCGACAGCGGAGACGUGUUCAUCGCCGUGGAGGACGACAGGGCCUCUUCGGAUCAGCGACUAUCGGAAAAGAACAGAUUGAACACCAUGAAAGCCAUUUAGUUCCCACCGUGUGAAAUUUGGUCACUGUAUUGAAGCUCCCCUUCACAAACAAGAAAAAAAAAAAAGCAACUGAUUUCUUACUGUUCUGUGAAAUGAAGGACUUUGGAUUCUGGUCUGGGACUCCGGCGCGGACUCUGAGGACGGAGCGCUCCCGCGGCGAGAGCGCGGCGUUCGGAGCAGGAAGGGCGGCGCUCGGCGAAAAACCGAGACCCACCGUUCCGCUUUCGGCCCUCGCGGGCGACGGGCCGCUGAGACCGGAUCCGGUUUGGGGUGGGCGUGGCCGGACUAUACCACCGUCUGAGAUAGACGGGGGGGGGGGCCCCUCACCCUGCCUUUCCACAGACCUUACAGAGAUGGAAAGGAAUACUGAUAAAUAAAUACAAAGUUAAUAAAGACUCCAAAAAUGAGUGAAUGAGUGAAUGAGUGUCAACAGAAAUCCACAGGAACUCUUCUGAGAAUAUCUUUCAUCGUCCGGACGACAAAUUUACCAACCGGAAGAGUUUCGACGGCGUGGGCUUGUUUCUGAGAGCAAAGCGCCACCAAAGUGGACAAGAGAAAAUAAACUGAAAAAACUUUUUUCAAUGAGGAAUAUUAUUGUUUCAUGACUACCUCUAAUGGCCCUGGUCUUUGUUUAUCUCACCGCGUAACGCAAUCCCCAGCGCUAUCGCGAGCGCAAUUGCUACUCCGCUUUCCACGGACAGCUUCACCGUACCAUUGUCAGAAUCCGUCAGGCAAGCUUCUUCCCUCGUGGAGUGUACGCCGAUUACUGUACUGGUGUUGAAACUUACUGUCAGAAAAAAGUUUCUUUUUUUAAGCCGACAUAGUUACGUUUAUUUAUUUUUUUUGUCUGUGUUCGACAACAACAUAGCGGAUUGUUACGGCCGCUCUGUAAGAAUUGAAACAAAAUGCACCGUCACACAAUUACACAUGCUCUAUCAUUUGACAGGAAUCAUACGGUUAUGAAGCUUGGACUUCAUUCGCUUUGUCAGCGCUUUGGAUAAAGGCGCUAUAUAAAUGCCAAACAUGUACAUGUAGAACGCCACACUGGAGAGCGUAGAUUCUCAUUAAAAGCGAGUUUUAAAUGUUCCAAAAAAUGCACGUACUGAUUCGCUCUCGUAGUCGAGGAGAUUCAGCUUUAUCUUCAGUAAAAAAAUAAAAAAACACAUUAAACUUCGUUUUUCAAUGCUGUUGAGGCAAAUGAAAUCAAAAGCCAUUUUCUUUCAUUUCCAAAGACAGCACAGACUGUAAGAAGGUCAUUGUGCGAAACGUGCAUGUUUCAGAGCACAUUCAAAUGUAAGUAUAGUUCAAACUAUACACACAACAUGCACUUAAAGGUUCUUUUCUACUGUACUUGAGUGAUGGACUUAUGGAGAAAUUAAUAGCCUAAUAUAAUAACCGCUAGGUGUGUAAACCUGUGUAUCAAAGCGCAGUAAGCUUCAAGAGUUUAUUUUAUUUGGGAAACCUUCUCAAAGCUUUGUUGCUAGCACUGUCAGGAAAUAGAGGCACACGUCCGCAUUGUGGCAUUUCAUGACCGAACGUGCAUGCCUUUCUGUCGAUAGCUGAACUUUUGUGAAGAAAAAAAGCAUUCCCGUUGCCUGUAAUCGUGAAUCGAUGUUGGGAUCCUAGCCCCGUUCUGGCGCCACGCUAAUGAACACUGCCUGACCCGGUCAGUCGCUGGAGUCCAUCCCCAGACCUUCCCCCUGAAAAACACACCCCGCCAACCGCCUUCCUGCUGUUCCCCCUCCCCUCGCCCCACCGGAGCAAAUCCUGCAUGAUGUAAUACAAUAAAAGACAAAACAUUUAAACUGGGAAAUGAUACAGUUCAGACAGGACUUGCAUUGUCCGCACAGAUAUUCACUUCAUUUUACUUUGCAUUGGUCAUAUGUUCAGUAUACAGUCAUUUAAUAAAGGACUUCAUUUAUCAUG